CCCGAUCGCAUUACCACCAGCGACUUCAUCACUGUUGUUCGUGUUCUUAAUCAUAUGCUAUGGGAUGUUGAAGGGAUUACUUGCUCGAGUUGUCGCAGAACCCAUUGCUCAGAGGAGGUUUGAUACAAUACUAGAGCCAAUAUGCAAGAACAAACGGAAACUAGGCCUCGCCAUCAGUGGUGGGGUCGACUCCAUGGCUCUGGCUUCUCUAUGCAAGCACGUACGCAUAUUUAAUAUGCCGCCUGUUACUGCCUUCAUAGUUGACCAUCGCCUGCGAUCUGAAAGCACUAAAGAAGCAGAAUCUGUGGCGAAGCUGCUUGGAACACUUGGUAUACAACACAAAAUCUUGACUCUCGACUGGAAGGACAUUCAGAAUCCAGCUAAACUUUCAAAUCUUGAAUCGGUCGCUCGCAGAAUGAGGUUUAAAGCUCUCGGAAAAGCUUGCGCUGAUGCCGACAUUGAAGCCCUUUUACUUGCCCAUCAUGCAGACGAUCAAGCAGAGACGGUAUUAAGCAGGAUACGUGAGGGAUAUUUGGGUACAGGUCUCGCUGGAAUCUCUCCUAGAAGUCCAAUAGGGGAGUGCCACGGCAUGUACAGAGUUUCCAGAUCUGGCACUCCCAGAGACCUUCACCAAGCAAAACGUGACACGCCUGUCUUCGCCGAGUCUGGAGGAGUCGUCAUAUAUCGUCCACUGCUUGACUUCACCAAAGCAGAACUAGUUGCCACCUGCGAGACAAGAAACAUGAAAUGGCACGAAGACGCGACGAAUGCCGACAGAACUCUGACUUCUCGUAACGCAAUACGACAUAUGCUUCAAUCUAGAGCCAUGCCAGCAGCUCUGAGCUCAGAUCAUCUAAGGAGACUGGCUACACAAUCUCGAGCCAACCUUGACGCGUCUGAGGAAACAGCUACAGAAAUGUUCAAGCUCUGCAAGGUCGAACUCGAUAUUGUUACUAGUUCAGUUUCAUUCACGAUUGAUCCGAGCAUCGAAAGCUGGCUGCACCGUGAGACAAGUCCACAGCUCACAGCGGCAAAACUUGUGCGCAAGUUCUUCUCGCUCUCAGAGGACAGUAGCAAAGUCACGUUCCAAAAUCUUGCCAAGUCAGUCGCGUUUCUGUUUCCAUCCAUUAUGGAGAACAAGCUGCAGACAAAUACUUCUGUUGUUCACCUCGGAUACGUCGGUCUGCGCAGAGCUCCAUCAACCCAGAGACAUGGACUUGAUGAUCAUAGCAAGUUCAUCAUCUUCCCAAGACCGGUCCAAAAUCCAGCAGACUUCGCGAAACCCCUCCUGGAAGUAACCGAGAGCACACAGAGCACCUCCAGAGAGCCUCGUUGGACCGAGACACACAUUUUCCACGACCGAUGGUGGAUCAGACUUCGAUACGUCCCAGCCGAUGUCACAGUGGGUACAUGCGUUAUGGUUAGAUUCUUGUGCAAACGUGAUAUUGCAGCGCUCCGACGCAACGACGCACCACUGUCUACAUAUGCACCGGGGAACAUUCGCUACUCAAUACCUGCUAUCGUAGAGGUGAUUCAGACUAAGAACAAAAGGGGCGGAACGAGUACGAAGGAGAGCAUUAUGGCCCUGCCGAGUUUGGGGUGGACACGUAAGGGGCAAUGGCUUUCCAAGAUUACUGUUGUUCCCAUGCGAUUCACUUGCCGCUACAAAGACGUCGAGUUCUCCACGAGCGAGAAUCAUACGGUUAAACUGAGUCCACUAAGCACUGCGCACCUGGACUCAGAAUCUACGUUAAUUCCUCCUAUUCCGAACGAGCUUUCGAGCGCCGAAGGACACUGCUGAGCUCGAGAUGAUUGAGCUGAGAUUCGCGAGCAGCUAGAUUGCGCUGUAUACGAAUGAGAGAAAAUAGCUUUCCAGGAACGGGCAGGUCUCUUUCGGCCCCAGGUACA
Aureobasidium subglaciale EXF-2481 is the source of this 1908-nucleotide messenger RNA. RefSeq lists its product as uncharacterized. Gene Ontology annotation, biological process: tRNA processing. The record is from RefSeq and is a predicted model, not a curated record. Gene Ontology annotation, molecular function: ligase activity, forming carbon-nitrogen bonds; ATP binding. Bases 65 to 1801 code for a protein of 578 amino acids. Lineage: Eukaryota; Fungi; Ascomycota; Dothideomycetes; Dothideales; Saccotheciaceae. The transcript has 2 exons.